AUGUCCUCCUCAACGCAGGACCUUACCCAACAAGUUGACCUCGGGAGCACGUUCGGGGCACUUUUCAUUGGUGUUGUCCUUUCAGCAGUUCUCUUUGGUGCAACCAACGUUCAAGCUUUCGUCUACUUUCAGACGCAUAGGGACACGGGAAGAACAUUCUAUAAGUUCGUUGUCAUCUGGCUUUGGAUACUCGAUGCUCUGCACCUGGCCUUGAUCAUCCAUUGCGUCUACUACUAUCUAGUGAUCAACUAUGCGGACAUCAAUGCGCUCACGGAAAUUGUAUGGAGUUUUAAGUUUCAGAUUAUAAUCGACUUUUUAAUCGUCUAUGGGGUACAUUUCCUGUAUCUUUAUCGCAUAUGGAUAGUCGGCCAGGGCCGAUCAAGACCUCUCCUUAUAACAGUAGGUAUAUUCGUAAUCUUGGGUUCAGGUGUUGGCAUCACUCUUAUGUGGGCCAUGUAUCAAUGUCAUGUGUUCACGGAUUUGCUUAAAAUCGAGUGGUCGACAUACAUGACGGUUGGAACGACUACUUUCCUCGAUAUCAUUAUUGCAUCGUCGCUAAGCUAUCUCCUUGCCACCUCCCGUACUGGCUUCUCUGGCACCGAUUCUUUAAUAACAAAACUCAUGGGUUAUACCAUCAAUACAGGCUGUCUGACGAGGUAUUCCUCCUUCGAGCCUAUCCCAUAUCUCGACUCAUAUCUCGUGCAGUAUGUGUUCAAUGACAGUUAUGAUCACAUGCGCAGUGAUGCCGCAGAACUUCAUAUUCCUCAGUAUCUUUUUUUUACUCUAUAUGUCAACUCAUUCCUCGCACUCCUGAACGCGCCACACUACAUGCAGCCCAACACAAGCCCUAACGAUCUAUCCACAUUCUGUACGCGCGAUGGUGUCACCUAUCCAGAGGUCCACCUGUCGCAAAACAGGGAACUCCAGGCAUCCCGGCACACACAUCCCGACGCAGUGACGCAUCCGACUCCAUCUGUCGUGCCACAGCGGCCGAUUGAGGUGAUGGUGGAGAUGGAUUAUUUCUCGUCAGAGUGAUGGAUGAGUAUGCAUGUCUUGUCGCGAGAUAGGACCUUGUGAGGAGAAGAGGAGUCAAGCCCACUACACUUGUACCUGCAGGUUCAGUACACUAAAACAUCGCUACUUAGAAGUUAGAAGCAAUUUGUACCUAUAUAGAAGUGCGUUUGAGACACACGACUUCCUAUGGAUUGGAUGACAGUGAUGGCACACCAGUGUAACCCUGCCUAUCUCAAGUAUAGUAGGAUGUGGCAUCUUAUCGCUGGUCCGCGCACUGCAGCUCUAACAGCAACUCACUGCUUCCUACAGCGACCCGAUCAGGAUUUCU
This is a messenger RNA of Suillus paluster, 1342 nucleotides long. RefSeq lists its product as uncharacterized. NCBI's taxonomy places the organism in Eukaryota, Fungi, Basidiomycota, Agaricomycetes, Boletales, Suillaceae. The transcript is spliced from 16 exons. The coding region runs from base 1 to 1035 and encodes 344 amino acids. The record is from RefSeq and is a predicted model, not a curated record.